UAUCAUAUCGGGUUUCUAAGUUGAAGGUUGAAGCACAGAUUCAGAAAAACCCUCCCUCCAUCCCUCUCAGUCUCAGCUAGGAGCUUCUCGUACUCUCUCACAUCGUUCAGUACCUUCAUUAGCGCGCUUUCAUUCUCAUACGAAGCUUUUACUCCCCUCAGAUUUAAAAAUUAUGGAUGAUAGUUUGUAUGACGAGUUUGGAAACUAUAUUGGACCUGAGAUUGAGUCUGACCAAGAGAGUGACAGAGAUGAGGAAGAUGAAGAGCUUCCUGAUAGGCCUAGUGAAGAGGCAGCAGCAUCAGAUGGUGAGGACGCUGCAGCUUCUAAUGGUUGGUUAACUGCUGCCAAUGAUGUUGAUAUGGAUAAUCAGAUUGUCCUUGCUGAGGACAAAAAAUACUAUCCUACUGCUGAAGAGGUUUAUGGUGAAGAUGUUGAGACAUUGGUUAUGGAUGAAGAUGAGCAACCCCUUGAACAACCAAUUAUUAAACCUGUUAGAAAUAUUAAGUUUGAAGUUGGGGUAAAGGAUUCUUCAACUUAUGUAUCUACUCAGUUCCUUGUUGGUCUCAUGUCAAACCCUGCCUUGGUUCGGAAUGUUGCCCUUGUUGGUCACUUGCAGCAUGGGAAGACUGUCUUCAUGGAUAUGCUAGUCGAGCAGACCCAUCAUAUGUCUACAUUUGACGUAAAUAGUGAAAAGCACCUAAGGUACACGGAUACAAGAAUUGAUGAACAAGAGAGAAGGAUAUCAAUUAAAGCAGUUCCUAUGACUCUUGUUCUUGAGGAUGGCAAUUCAAAAUCCUACCUGUGUAAUGUCAUGGACACUCCUGGCCAUGUCAAUUUCUCUGAUGAAAUGACUGCUGCCCUCAGGCUUGCUGACGGUGCUGUAUUGAUAGUUGAUGCUGCAGAAGGAGUAAUGGUAAAUACCGAAAGGGCUAUACGCCAUGCAAUCCAAGAGCGGCUUCCUAUUGUAGUUGUGAUCAAUAAGGUUGAUAGGUUGAUUACGGAACUUAAACUGCCCCCAAGGGAUGCUUAUUUCAAGCUGAGGCAUACAUUGGAAGUAAUUAAUAACCACAUAUCUGCUGCCUCAUCAACUGCUGGAGAUGUCCAGAUUAUUGAUCCAGCUGCUGGCAAUGUUUGCUUUGCAAGUGCUACUGCAGGAUGGUCAUUCACUUUGCACUCGUUUGCUAAACUAUAUGUUAAACUACAUGGAAUCCCUUUUGAUGCUAAUAAGUUUGCUUCUCGCCUUUGGGGGGAUAUGUAUUAUCAUCCGGAUACCAGGGUUUUUAAGAGGAAACCCCCUUCAAGUGGAGGAGAAAGGUCAUUUGUCCAGUUUGUGCUCGAACCUCUGUACAAAAUAUAUAGCCAGGUAAUUGGAGAACAUAAGAAGAGUGUGGAGGCAACACUUGCAGAACUUGGUGUUACUCUUAGCAAUGCAGCAUACAAAUUGAAUGUUAGACCUUUGUUGAGACUGGCAUGUAGCUCAGUUUUUGGAUCAUCCUCAGGAUUCACUGAUAUGCUGGUUCGGCAUAUUCCUUCCCCCAAAGAUUCUGCGACAAGGAAGAUUGAUCACAUAUAUACCGGGCCAAAAGAUUCUGCCAUAUACAAGGCCAUGAAAGAUUGCGAUCCUCAUGGUCCUUUAAUGGUUAAUGUGACCAAACUCUAUCCCAAGUCCGACUGUAGUGUGUUUGAUGCAUUUGGUAGGGUAUAUGGUGGCAAGAUUCAGACAGGGCAGACUGUACGUGUAUUGGGAGAAGGCUAUUCACCAGAUGAUGAGGAGGACAUGACAGUCAAAGAAGUUACAAAGUUAUGGGUUUAUCAAGCUCGAGACAGGAUCCCCAUAGCAGAGGCUCCUCCUGGUAGUUGGGUUCUCAUUGAAGGUGUGGAUGCUUCGAUCAUGAAAACUGCUACUCUCUGUAAUGAGUAUUAUGAUGAGGAUGUUUAUAUAUUCCGUCCUCUUCAGUUCAAUACCCUUCCAGUAGUGAAAACAGCUACUGAGCCAUUAAAUCCAAGUGAGUUGCCAAAAAUGGUUGAGGGUCUUAGGAAAAUCAGCAAGAGCUAUCCUCUGGCCAUUACUAAAGUUGAGGAAUCUGGAGAACACACUAUUUUAGGUACAGGAGAGCUGUAUUUGGAUUCUAUUAUGAAGGACCUUAGAGAGCUUUAUUCUGAAGUAGAAGUCAAGGUGGCAGAUCCUGUUGUUUCCUUCUGUGAAACCGUGGUGGAGUCUUCAUCAAUGAAAUGUUUUGCUGAAACACCCAACAAAAAGAAUAAAAUAACCAUGAUUGCAGAGCCACUAGAAAGAGGACUUGCAGAGGACAUAGAGAAUGGUGUUGUAAGCCUUGAUUGGCCUAGGAAGGAUAUUGGAAAUUUCUUCCAGACAAGAUAUGAGUGGGAUGUGCUUGCUGCACGGUCCAUAUGGGCGUUUGGCCCUGAUAAGCAGGGGCCUAACAUCUUACUGGAUGACACACUUUCAACUGAAGUUGACAAGAGCUUGCUUAAUGCUGUCAAGGAUUCUAUUGUUCAAGGAUUUCAGUGGGGUGCUCGAGAAGGACCUCUAUGUGAUGAGCCCAUCAGAAAUGUUAAGUUCAAGAUAGUUGAUGCCAGGAUUGCCCCUGAGCCAUUGCAUCGAGGGUCUGGUCAAAUCAUCCCCACAGCUCGACGAGUGGCAUAUUCAUCUUUCCUCAUGGCAACCCCUCGCCUUAUGGAACCUGUAUAUUAUGUGGAGAUACAAACACCCAUUGACUGUGUCUCUGCAAUCUACACGGUUCUAUCUCGAAGGCGUGGACAUGUGACAGCUGAUGUUCCCCAACCAGGGACUCCGGCUUAUAUUGUCAAGGCAUUUUUACCAGUAAUAGAGUCAUUUGGGUUUGAAACUGACUUGAGAUAUCACACCCAAGGACAAGCGUUUUGCGCCUCUGUUUUCGAUCAUUGGGCGAUAGUUCCUGGUGAUCCCCUUGACAAGAGUAUUGUUCUGCGACCACUUGAACCAGCCCCGGUUCAGCAUCUCGCACGUGAAUUCAUGGUCAAGACGAGACGUAGGAAGGGAAUGAGUGAAGAUGUGAGCAUCAACAAAUUCUUUGAUGAGGCCAUGAUGGUGGAGCUGGCCCAGCAGGCAGCUGAUCUUCAUCAACAAAUGAUAUGAUAGUGGGGUUCAUAUUACAUGCAGAAAGCUGAGGGAUUAUGUUGGAGGCAAUUCUAACUAUAGUAUACAAUCAGCAAAUUUAUGCAAACAUUUUUGAGCUAAAGUUUUUGACACCCCCACUUAAGUUUUCUUACCCCAGUGGUAAACUUUAACAUCUAUCUUGUAAAAAAAGAAGAAGAAAAAAAUUGUUGUAGAAAUAGUGAAUUAGCAUGUUGAACUUCUUAUUUAUCCUAAUCCUUGAGAUUUACUUCAGGCUAUGUCAAGUUAUUUGCGAUCGUUGAGGGGUUAAUAUCAAGUUUUUGUUCAAGAUU
Ziziphus jujuba (common jujube) is the source of this 3447-nucleotide messenger RNA. RefSeq names its product 110 kDa U5 small nuclear ribonucleoprotein component CLO. Gene Ontology annotation, molecular function: U5 snRNA binding; GTP binding; translation elongation factor activity. Lineage: Eukaryota; Viridiplantae; Streptophyta; Magnoliopsida; Rosales; Rhamnaceae. Gene Ontology annotation, biological process: mRNA splicing, via spliceosome. Gene Ontology annotation, cellular component: U2-type catalytic step 2 spliceosome; U4/U6 x U5 tri-snRNP complex; cytosol. The transcript has 11 exons. The record is from RefSeq and is a predicted model, not a curated record. Bases 173 to 3136 code for a protein of 987 amino acids.